Messenger RNA from Protopolystoma xenopodis, 657 nucleotides. Lineage: Eukaryota; Metazoa; Platyhelminthes; Monogenea; Polystomatidea; Polystomatidae. The record is from the annotation of a GenBank genome assembly.
AUGCUAAGACCAAAAGGCCUUCGAGGAGAGAAGGGCAACCCAGGUGGCAGAGGCCAGAAGGGUGAGGUCGGCUUACAGGGUCCCCGCGGUUACAAGGGCGAAUUAGGCCCCAGUGGAUCAGUCGGUAGCAAAGGUGACGUCGGGAAGACAGGCGGACUGGGAAUCAUUGGACAUCCUGGGCCUAAAGGUAUCAAAGGCGACAUUGGCGCACCUGGUGCCGUCGGUAUGAUGGGCCCAAUGGGCGACAAAGGUGAUGUCGGACCCCCUGGACCUACUGGCAAGAGAGGUGAUCGGGGCCCAAAAGGAGUGCGAGGAGCGAUAGGACUUCCUGGUCCGACUGGACCGGAUGGUGAGAAAGGUCCGCCAGGGCCUGCUGGAAGCCGAGGUCAGGAUGGCGAAAAGGGCGACAUGGGGGCUCCUGGCCAGUCAGGGGAUAUGGGCGAGCAGGGGCCACGCGGAGUGCCGGGGAUGCGAGGCCCUCAGGGAAAAGUCGGCCCUCCCGGAGAGAAAGGAGACGCCGGAGGGCUAGGACCUGUGGGACCACCUGGUCCAAUCGGCGAAGAGGGUCCUCCGGGCCAGGCUGGGCCUCCAGGAUUGAUGGGACUCUCGGUAAACUUGGAUCUAAAUGUUAUUAUUAUUGCAAUAGAUUACAUAUAA